Molecule: messenger RNA, 4496 nt
Organism: Oncorhynchus kisutch (coho salmon)
Lineage: Eukaryota; Metazoa; Chordata; Actinopteri; Salmoniformes; Salmonidae
Exons: 2
Coding region: 369-1499 (376 amino acids)
Source: RefSeq, a predicted model, not a curated record
CCUGUCAUGGACACCAUGUGUGGGUUGGUUAUCUAUACUGUCAUGGACACCAUGUGUGGGUUGGUUAUCUAUACUGUCAUGGACACCAUGUGUGGGUUGGUUAUCUAUACUGUCAUGGACACCAUGUGUGGGUUGGUUAUCUAUACUCUCAAUGGACACCAUGUGUGGGUUGGUUAUCUAUACUGUCAUGGACACCAUGUGUGGGUUGGUUAUCUAUACUGUCAUGGACACCAUGUGUGGGUUGGUUAUCCAUACUCUCAUGGACACCAUGUGUGGGUUGGUUAUCUAUACUGUCAUGGACAUCAUGUGUGGGUUGGUUAUCUAUACUGUCAUGGACACCAUGUGUGGGUUGGUUAUCUAUACUCUCAAUGGACACCAUGUGUGGGUUGGUUAUCUAUACUGUCAUGGACACCAUGUGUGGGUUGGUUAUCUAUACUGUCAUGGACACCAUGUGUGGGUUGGUUAUCUAUACUCUCAUGGACACCGUGUGUGGGUUGGUUAUCUAUACUGUCAUGGACACCAUGUGUGGGUUGUUUAUCUAUACUGUCAUGGACACCAUGUGUGGGUUGGUUAUCUAUACUGUCAUGGACACCAUGUGUGGGUUGGUUAUCUAUACUAUCAUGGACACCAUGUGUGGGUUGGUUAUCUAUACUGUCAUGGACACCAUGUGUGGGUUGGUUAUCUAUACUGUCAUGGACACCAUGUGUGGGUUGGUUAUCUAUACUCUCAUGGACACCAUGUGUGGGUUGGUUAUCUAUACUAUCAUGGACACCAUGUGUGGGUUGGUUAUCUAUACUGUCUUGGACACCAUGUGUGGGUUGGUUAUCUAUACUGUCUUGGACACCAUGUGUGGGUUGGUUAUCUAUACUGUCAUGGACACCAUGUGUGGGUUGGUUAUCUAUACUGUCAUGGACACCAUGUGUGGGUUGGUUAUCUAUACUGUCAUAGACACCAUGUGUGGGUUGGUUAUCUAUACUGUCAUGGACACCAUGUGUGGGUUGGUUAUCUAUACUGUCAUGGACACCAUGUGUGGGUUGGUUAUCUAUACUCUCAUGGACACCAUGUGUGGGUUGGUUAUCUAUACUGUCAUGGACACCAUGUGUGGGUUGGUUAUCUAUACUGUCAUGGACACCAUGUGUGGGUUGGUUAUCUAUACUGUCAUGGACACCAUGUGUGGGUUGGUUAUCUAUACUGUCAUGGACACCAUGUGUGGGUUGGUUAUCUAUACUGUCAUGGACACCAUGUGUGGGUUGGUUAUCUAUACUGUCAUGGACACCAUGUGUGGGUUGGUUAUCUAUACUGUCAUGGACACCAUGUGUGGGUUGGUUAUCUAUACUGUCAUGGACACCAUGUGUGGGUUGGUUAUCUAUACUGUCAUGGACACCAUGUGUGGGUUGGUUAUCUAUACUGUCAUGGACACCAUGUGUGGGUUGGUUAUCUAUACUGUCAUAGACGCCAUGUGUGGGUUGGUUAUCUAUCCUGGUAUUGUGCUCUCAUGACCCCGAAUCGUACUGCUCUGAUUGUGCCAACGUGACCCCUCAUUAUGACAUCACAGGCUGAACCAACACUGUUCAUUCAUUUAAUGGUUUGUAGCUUCAACAUCAAGUCUGAGUUCAAGAUUGUGCCCUAUUCGCUAUGUAGUGCACUCCUUUAGACCAGGACCCCGGAAGGGCUAUAGUGAAAAGUAGUGCACUAUAUAGGGAAUAGGGUGCAACCAUAGAGUCCCAUUGAGUAAGUCAUUAUGGUGUAGUUUAUCAAUGUUCCUCAAACUGUAGGAGUCAACGACAGUGGAUGACACAGACCAAUAGAUUCAUUACCCCUCUUGUACAAUGCUAUUAUUUUGUAUGAAAUUGUGUUUAAACAAAAAUGAACGUUUGGAAAGUAAUCAACGACACUAAUAUAAACUCAAUCUUUUUUUUUAAAUAAAUAAAUAAACAAAAUAUUUAUCUGGUUACUGUGUUUAACACUUGGAAUCACAUCUUCACAAGAUGUGGUUAAAUGAAACCAGAUUGAUUUCUCCCCUGUAUAUUCUAUAUAAGUCGUGGUUAUCUUCAGUGGUCAGCCUCCCCAUGUUCUGAUAUCGAGCCAUGCUCCAUACUUCUCUUUAUGCUUCAAAGUUACAUCUUUAGACCCAUUGGUUGUUGAUGUAACUGCUAAUCAGAGCUGAUAUCUCCCAUUGGUUGUUGAUGUAACUGCUAAUCAGAGCUGAUAUCUCCCAUUGGUUGUUGAUGUAACUGCUAAUCAGAGCUGAUAUCUCCCAUUGGUUGUUGAUGUAACUGCUAAUCAGAGCUGAUAUCUCCCAUUGGUUGUUGAUGUAACUGCUAAUCAGAGCUGAUAUCUCCCAUUGGUUGUUGAUGUAACUGCUAAUCAGAGCUGAUAUCUCCCAUUGGUUGUUGAUGUAACUGCUAAUCAGAGCUGAUAUCUCCCAUUGGUUGUUGAAGUAACUGCUAAUCAGAGCUGAUAUCUCCCAUUGGUUGUUGAUGUAACUGCUAAUCAGAGCUGAUAUCUCCCAUUGGUUGUUGAUGUAACUGCUAAUCAGAGCUGAUAUCUCCCAUUGGUUGUUGAUGUAACUGCUAAUCAGAGCUGAUAUCUCCCAUUGGUUGUUGAUGUAACUGCUAAUCAGAGCUGAUAUCUCCCAUUGGUUGUUGAUGUAACUGCUAAUCAGAGCUGAUAUCUCCCAUUGGUUGUUGAAGUAACUGCUAAUCAGAGCUGAUAUCUCCCAUUGGUUGUUGAAGUAACUGCUAAUCAGAGCUGAUAUCUCCCAUUGGUUGUUGAUGUAACUGCUAUCAGAGCUGAUAUCUCCCAUUGGUUGUUGAUGUAACUGCUAAUCAGAGCUGAUAUCUCCCAUUGGUUGUUGAUGUAACUGCUAAUCAGAGCUGAUAUCUCCCAUUGGUUGUUGAUGUAACUGCUAAUCAGAGCUGAUAUCUCCCAUUGGUUGUUGAUGUAACUGCUAAUCAGAGCUGAUAUCUCCCAUUGGUUGUUGAAGUAACUGCUAAUCAGAGCUGAUAUCUCCCAUUGGUUGUUGAUGUAACUGCUAAUCAGAGCUGAUAUCUCCCAUUGGUUGUUGAAGUAACUGCUAAUCAGAGCUGAUAUCUUCCAUUGGUUGUUGAUGUAACUGCUAUCAGAGCUGAUAUCUCCCAUUGGUUGUUGAUGUAACUGCUAUCAGAGCUGAUAUCUCCCAUUGGUUGUUGAAGUAACUGCUAAUCAGAGCUGAUAUCUCCCAUUGGUUGUUGAUGUAACUGCUAAUCAGAGCUGAUAUCUCCCAUUGGUUGUUGAAGUAACUGCUAUCAGAGCUGAUAUCUCCCAUUGGUUGUUGAUGUAACUGCUAUCAGAGCUGAUAUCUCCCAUUGGUUGUUGAAGUAACUGCUAAUCAGAGCUGAUAUCUCCCAUUGGUUGUUGAUGUAACUGCUAAUCAGAGCUGAUAUCUCCCAUUGGUUGAUGAUGUAACUGCUAAUCAGAGCUGAUAUCUCCCAUUGGUUGUUGAAGUAACUGCUAUCAGAGCCGAUAUCUUCCCCUAUGGUGGUGUAACUGCUAUCAGAGCCGAUAUCUUCCCCUAUGGUGGUGUGUGAUUAUGGUUCUAUACUGUGGCCAUGUUCUCAACAGUCUUUGCUUCUCAAACGGCACCCUAUUCCCUAUAUAGUGCACUACCUGUGACCAGGGCCCAUAGGCUAGUGCACUACCUGUGACCAGGGCCCAUAGGCUAGUGCACUACCUGUGACCAGGGCCCAUAGGCUAGUGCACUACUUGUGACCAUGGCCCAUAGGGUAGUGUACUAUAUAGGGAAUAGGGUGCUAUUUGGGACGCUACACCAUGGCUGCCUCAUACUGUUGUUUUGAUCUCUCAACUCCUUCACAUCUUCACACACAGGAUUGUAUUCAUUAGGGAUCCAACGGACGAAAACAGACAAACAAGAAGGACGACUUGUCCAUUUUAACAACUUUUUUUUCAUUUUUUUUUUCAGUUGAACAUUUUUUGUACAUAAAAGUGAUUUUGGGGCAUUUUAAACAAGUCCGCAAUGAUAACCUGGUCUCACUGAGGUUUGGUGAGGAUUUCAACCAUGGUACAAAAAUUCACAAUGCUCUCUGACUCUUCUGGGGUCAUACAUCUCAAUAAGAACCUCUGCUGUCACUCAGUAUCUUCUGAGUUCCCUUUUCUGAUCAGAAAACGAUCAAUAGUUUAAGUGAUGUUUCCGAUAGAAGUGGUGCUUCGAUGAUUCCAAGUUGGUCAUCAAAAAAACACGUCACAAGUUUCCGUGAUUUCAUGUUUUAUUUUAUUUUUUCCUUCCCGAAAAUCUGUUUCUGAAAUUUUGUAUCCCAGUUUAUAUUCAACUAGAAGACUUGAUCUGAAAUGUGUGGAAUGUAGAUGUACACUAUACCGUUAAUGUCGGCCUAAGACAAGUUGGCCUUUCUGUUUCUGUUUUUUUUAAUUAUUAUUCACUUUUGAUACUGUGAAAAUCUUUCGUUCAGAAAGAUUAAAACAUUACAGUUUUGACAAAA